AUUGGUCAAUUCGAACAUCACCGGGAAUUACGAAGUCGUCCGUGUUGGUUAAGCUUUUUGUUGCACUUUUAAGUCGUAAAUUAAAGAAUUUUUAGAACUUAUUCUAAAAUAUAAGUGUCCGAAAAGUGUUAAGUAUUGCUUAGAUCAUCAGGUUGGUGUCGAAAUGGAUGAUACGUUGGGUCACAAAUGGGAUUUUCUAGCUCCACAAUUCGUCGAUUUCUCAAAGCCUGACGAUAGUUUUGAUGGCGACGCGGAGGAGUAUUUCAAUUUUGAUCAUGAAAAUAACAUACCAUUGGAUAUUGAGGAAUCUACGAAUGCUGCUGCUACGAAAACACAAAUACCGUCAUCAGGAGAUGAUACCCAAAAUUUUAAAGAAGAGUUGAAACCAAUAUGUGAUGGAUCAAGUAAUUCACCACAUAAGAUGGAGUCCUCAGAUGUUGAAAUGAAGACAUCACCACUGAGAAUAACUAAGCCUUCGGUUCACUUGUCUUCAGGCAGUGAUUCCCAAGAAGAUGGCAAGGCGGAACAUGAAGCCUCAUCACUACAAGUACACACUGUGGCUCCAAAUCCACCAGUAUUCAGAAACGAAGACAUACCAGCCCCACCAAAGAUCACCCAGCACGAAGACAGUGAGGGCGAUACAAGUGCUAUGGAAACUGAAGACUCGCCAAAUGAGGCCUCUACUGCUGUAGCACCGGCAGCUGUAGCCCCGGCUACUGAAGCCCCGGCAACUAAAACACCUGUAGCAGUUAUAGCCCCUCUAGUGUUUGUAGCCCCUGAAGCAGAUGAUGCCCCUGUAGUUGAAUCCCCUAAGGCAGAAGCCCCUGCAGGUGAAGCCAAACUCAUUUCAUUACCAGCAUUUAAUGCAGAUGCACUUACAAAGGUAGCAAGUCCUGAGAUUCAAGCUAGCCCCGUGAAAGUCAAAAGUCCAGUGGCCCAAAGCAUAGAAGCAGAAGUGUCUGUUGAAAACCCACGAAAGCCUGCAAAUCUUGUUACAAGUUGGACCACAAGCUCUGAAACAAAAUGUGUUAAGAAACCAGAAAGCACAGUGGCUGAAAUUAAACAAACAGAAGCACCUGUUGACAAGCUAUGCAAGCCUGCGAACAUUGUGACUAGUUGGGGCACAUGUUCCAACGCAAAAACAGCUUCCAAACCGGCCACUCCAGUGUCAGAAACAACAAAAAAGAGAAGAGGUAGUGAGGGCCAAGUUGAUAACCAUCGAGUAACGCGCAGUAUGAACAAGCUAAGGCGCUCUGUACGGUUGAACCCUCGGCGAUCAAAUCCAGUUACACCAACACCAAGCACCAUUCAGACGCCAUCUAGCAAACGACGGCGAACAGAUUUGACAAUCACAACAAAAUCAAAACCUUCCGGCAUACACAAAUUAGUUAUGCCCCAGACACCGACUUUUAUGAAACGAAAGAUGCAUUUCACUGGCGAGAAGGCAAAAAAGACGGAGGAAUUGGAAUUAGAGAAGAUUAAUGAGUUCCAGAAGCAGAUGGCCAAAACAAGAAAAAUGGCAGAGGAAUCAUACAAAAAGUUACAGGUUUCAACUAAUUACGUACCUGUCCGAUCCCAGCAACCAAUCACACGGCCCAAGGAAUUUGAAUUUUCCACUGAUGCUAGAAUCACUAAGACAGGUCCAGCUGUUCCACGUUCUGUGUCUGAGGAAGAUUUCUUCUCUUCUCUGAGAAAACACACACAGCCACAGAAGCAAUCAAAGGGGCCUACAAAACCACAGCCAUUUAACUUCCAAAACCAACAUAAAUCAGAUCACUUUGAGCAGCCUAGCAUUCCAAAACGUUUCCAAUCCAUGGCGGAGCAGGUGGCUGCAUUUCAAGUACGGACUCCUGAAAGAUUCCAGAGUUGGAAACGUCGACAGCAAAACAAAGGACCCGCACAACCUGUUGUUGCACCCAAGUUAACAUGUCCAAAGACACCAGCCCUUGAAACAAGAAAGAGGAAACGGCCAUCCACUGUAGUGAGUGCAAAGGAUAAGGAAGAUAAAGAAGUUGAAGACAUGAAGACGGGAUUACCAGAAGCAAAACCAAAUGUAUUAACUUGUCCGAAGUCACCGGCCUUUGCACUGAAGAACAGGAAAAGGCUCCACGAAAAUGACACAAAACCGGAAGAAGAAAAGCCUGUGGUAAAAGCACGCCCAGCCCCGCAUGUCGGUGUUCCAUUCGCACCAAACUUGCAACACAAGACCACCGAACCUCAGCCGUUCUCAUUUGCGUCAAGGGAUGAAGCAACUGUUUUGAAAAAAGAAGAAAAAAUACAGCAGUUGUUCAAAGAAGAACAGAAGCUGCGAGAAUUUAAGGCCCAGUUAAUGCCAAUUCUGGACACAGUGUCAGGUGUGCCUGAAAAGAAAACCAAAAAAGGAACAGAAAUUAAACCGUUUGGUUUCCAUCAGGAAGAUGUCGGUGCCAAAAGAGCUCAGGACUGGAGCAAGAAGAUGGCAGAGGAAUUGGAAAAGGAAAGAAAUCAGACAUUCCACGCAAAGGAAGCAAACGUUCUUUACAGAAAACCAUUCAUUCCACAGAAAUCUGAUAAGCCGUUAACAGAGAUUAGCGAUUUUAUGCUGAACAGCGAGAAGCGAGCUGAACAACGCCAGCAAUACGAAACGCAGAAAAGGAUGCGAGAAAUAGAAAUCACGUUAGAGAAAGCAGAACUGGAGAGACAGAAUGCAUUACGGGAACAGAAAGAGGUCGCGCAGAUGCGUGCCGCUAUGGUUCCCAAAUCCAAUCCAAUACGCCAAUACAAACCAGUUGAGAUUGAGCAUAGUGAAAAACCGCUCACCCAACCAGUAACACCCAAAUUCAGUGACCGAUUGAGGAAUAGAACUAUCCUAUAACAGUGUGGGUAACAAUGUACAUAGUUUAUAGUCUGUAACAAUGGAUUUUAUUACAAUUUUUGUAUUUUUUAAUAAUUCAGCCACAUCAAUUUAGAUAUUUGGAUAAUGAGAAAAGAAAACAAUAGAUUACUACGUACUCUUAAGGCAGUAAGGGUAAUGUGUGUUCCUUGGGGAGUUAUUUUCAAGAUUGUUUGCAAACUUACUGACAUAACAUAACAUUUUCUUUUUAUUAACCAAUAUUUGAAGUGGCGUGGGUAAAGGAAUUGUCAUGUUGUUAGUUUUGGCAUUGUAUUUAAAAGAUGACUGCUGAUUUUAUCCAUUAUAAAUAGAUAGGUAGUGAUAUAACGUGGACAGCAUUUAUUCAACCAUGUCCCCAUCUUUAUUAUGACCUUAAACAUAAAUUAAAAUUGUGGCGAAUCAUGCUGUGAUUUUUAUGAUAUACUGUAGUUACCUUAAGUUACAUUUUCUGCCAUCCUCCAUUUAAGUAAAAACGUCUGUGCGAUAAUACUUACGAAGAAGCAAUGUGUCUAAAAAUACAAUGAAACAUAUGUUUACUGUAGCUUGACGAAUAUACACCAGACUGUUUAGUAUUUUAUGGGUAGUUAUCAUAUAAACAGUUUUUGGGAAAAGACAUUGAUCUUAUUAGGUUAGUUAAUGUACAGUGUAUUUGUUUUUAAAUAGUGUGAUUUUGUUUUGUAUUUAAACACUUCGAUUUUUGAUUUGAAAAUGUUCAAAUUUAAAUGAUGUACACUUUCAGGAGGUUUAAUGCCUAUUUGAUAAAUUUUACUUUAUUCAUUAUUUAAUGUUAAUUAUUUUGAUAUAUUUCUGUACUAUUACUAUGAAAUUAUCUGAAUGAACAUUUUCACUGCUCUACAUACAUUUGUUUUUGGUCUUUAGAUAAGAUAUACAGAAUUUAUAUAAACAUUUGAAAGUUUAUGUAAUCUUAAUGUAUUUUGUUCAAAAUAACAUUUAAAUGUAUGUUUUUGUACAGAAUUAAUGCAGACAUUUAAAUGUAAGAUAUACAGAAUUGAUAUAAACAUUUAAAAGUUUAUUACAGACUGAAUUUAAUACAGGACUUGGUUAUGUAAGAUCUUUGUUGAAAAAACCCAAUGAAUGGGAGGAUUUGAUAACAUGUAGUACAAUAAUUGUUCUGGCUUGUCAAGUUUUUCAAGUACUUUAGUCGAGCCAUCUGAUGGUUUAAUCUUGUCUGUAAAUAAAACAAAUACUGUUA
Molecule: messenger RNA, 4085 nt
Organism: Anneissia japonica
Lineage: Eukaryota; Metazoa; Echinodermata; Crinoidea; Comatulida; Comatulidae
Product: targeting protein for Xklp2 homolog
Exons: 13
Coding region: 164-2854 (896 amino acids)
Biological process (GO): regulation of mitotic spindle organization; activation of protein kinase activity
Cellular component (GO): spindle; microtubule
Source: RefSeq, a predicted model, not a curated record